Messenger RNA from Aspergillus wentii DTO 134E9, 1002 nucleotides. RefSeq lists its product as uncharacterized. The record is from RefSeq and is a predicted model, not a curated record. Lineage: Eukaryota; Fungi; Ascomycota; Eurotiomycetes; Eurotiales; Aspergillaceae. Bases 1 to 1002 code for a protein of 333 amino acids. The transcript has a single exon.
AUGGGAUCGAUCGACCAAGCCCCUGCCCAUAAGUGGCUCCCUCUUACUCCCCCUCUUGCUGCCCCGGUUGCUACUCCUGCUGAGGAGGAGGACAGUAGCCCUCUCCCAUCUUCUUUCUCCUCUGAACAUGGCGAGUCUUCUGGCUAUGAGACUGAACCUGAACCAGAGCCUGAGGUUGAAUCCGAUGACAAUGAGGAAGAUGAGAACGAAGGUGGCAUGAGUGUUCACUAUCGUCGUCCCUUAUACAUCCAGUCUGACAAUGAUGUUGGAAAGGGAAGUGAUGCUGAUGACCAAGACGAUGAGGACAGCGUCAACGUCAACUCCAACACCAACCCUAACGUUCAUGUGAACUACUAUGCCGAGAACAACGACGAAGCGAUCCACUCCGACGAUGAUGAGCCUCACUAUUACCACAUCGAGGACAUCGCGCAGCCGCAUGUUCACUACCGUGCGGUCCCGGUCCAGCCUCGCCGUGCAUACGACCCUGACGUCCAGCGUGCCCGCCGUAUCUACAGGGCUAUGUACGGCGGCCGUCACUCCAAUGAGACCACAGGCGAAUACAUCAUUGGCUUGUUUCUGUUCAUCUUCUUUGGCCCAAAACUGGCGAUGAUGUUACUUCACGCUCGUCACACCUUUUUUCAGAAAGCGGCCGCUCUUGCUGCUCAGAAGGCGGCCUACGAUGCUUUGACUGAAGAGUUCGAGAUCAGCUAUGUGAGACCUGUCUCGGAUGAGGCUGUUGUUCCCAACAUCGUCGCCACUUACCAUGUUCCCGGCGAAUAUGUCGAAGACAGCGAGGAUGAGAUAGAGGCUGCGAUCGAGGCUUAUAACAACGGGCCGUCGGAAAUUGACGAUCCUAACGAAACUGCACUGAGUGCCCUUUUCCCUGAUUAUGAGAAUCAUGAUUACGACGCGGACGAGUCUGCCUAUAUCACCGGUGAGGACGAGGGAAACUUUGGCGAUGACGAAGCUACCGAUAGUGGCUACGAAGAGUACUAUCCCUGA